Messenger RNA from Gallus gallus (chicken), 961 nucleotides. It is a transcript of the gene POLD4, whose product is annotated as DNA polymerase delta 4, accessory subunit. Gene Ontology annotation, biological process: DNA-templated DNA replication; DNA synthesis involved in DNA repair. Gene Ontology annotation, molecular function: DNA-directed DNA polymerase activity. Bases 470 to 877 code for a protein of 135 amino acids. The transcript is spliced from 4 exons. Lineage: Eukaryota; Metazoa; Chordata; Aves; Galliformes; Phasianidae. The record is from RefSeq and is a predicted model, not a curated record. Gene Ontology annotation, cellular component: delta DNA polymerase complex.
AGCGGCGCCGCGGACUGAUGCGGGCGCUGACGAUCAUGGCUGCCCGGCAGGCGCACGGCCGCGGCUUCCCGGUGUACGGCCACACGGCCACGGAUAACCGAGCGAUGCAGCGGCUGCUGGAGGAGUUGGGGCACCGGCGGCUGCCGGGGCUGUGCUACUUCGUGCUGUAUAACCCUGCCCUGGCGCGGGCUGCGCCCGGAGCGCCCCCGGGGAGUAACGCGUGAAUAAAAGCAAUCGGACCGAAAAGAGCCGCGGCGUCUUGACUGGACAGCGAAAUAAGAAAGGAACAAGCGGAAAAAACAGCAACCGGCCGGAAAAGCACGAGAGAAACGGCAGCCUGCAAAGCAAAGAGAAAAACAGCGGAGCCGAAACCGAAAGAGAACCGCCCCGCCCGCUGCCCACGGGGCGACGGCGGCGGAGGACGGCCGGGAGGCGCUGCCCGACGGGGACGGGAGAGCGGCGCGUGAGAAUGGAGCGCGCCGGGCGGAUCACCGACAGCUUCCCGCGGCGGCACCGAGCGCGGACGCGCACCGACGGCAAGGAGCGGAGCGGGACACGGCGCGGGCGCGGCGCGGAGGGGCGGCACCGGGAGGUCCCGCCGGCCCCGCCCCCGCCGAACCCCCCACGCGCCGAGCCGGAGGACGCCCGGGACCCCCCGGCACCAACCCGCGAGGCCCCACGAGAGCUGCUGGAGAUGCUGCGGCGCUUCGACCUGGCCUGGGAGUACGGGCCGUGCAGCGGCAUCACUCGGUUGCAGCGCUGGGAACGGGCGCGGGCGCUGGGGCUCAGCCCGCCGGCCGCCGUCCGCGACGCCCUCCUGGAGCACCGGGACGACCCCGCGGUCACGUACAGCCUGUGGCACGAGUACGGCCUGUGAGCGGACGGCGAGACGGCGGCCUCGGCGCGCAGCGUCGCAGCGAGGGCGGCCGCUGCUGGGUGAAUAAAGCGGAGAGCGCCGUCA